ACGUAUUUCAUCACGAGCUUCUAAUAAACUCCGGUGUUGCCAUCCAUAAGGGUCAUCUAUAUCAGCCCAAACCAAAAACCCAUGAGCUUUGCAGCGAUAGAAGUAUCUGCCAGGGUUGUCGUCGGUCCACGCCUUAGUCAACGAUGUCCGCCUUCUGCAGUGACAAAAAGGGCCUUCCUUCGGUAAAGCCGCACGAUUGGUCGCCGAUGAGCUAUGGCUGGAAGACAUAUCUCUAUUGGAUUUGUUGUGGAAAUUGGAAUUGGUGAAUGUGUGAGUUAAAGGGAAGAGGUGCUAUAUAAAUCAUAAAGAGUAUAAGCAAUGAGAACCGAACAAAUUUUUUAUAGAUAUCACCGCAGUUGCGACACGUGCAACAUAUUGAGAAUAGACCUGUUUAAUAAAAGCACAUUCAGAUUAAGCUUAAACCGGAUUGAACGAUUAUCAAAUGGGGGACUAAUAAUUUAUAUAAAAUGUUGGUCGUUUAUAUGAAGUGGGUCAGGUAUAUUACCUUCAUUAGAUAUGAAGUCCUUAAAUUAAAAUGGAAAGAGAUUUGUAUAAUGAGAAGUUAAAUCAUAACCGGAAAUUAACAUAGUUAGGAAGAGAUAAUGAUGUGAUUUUCAAAUUAAAAAUGGAAUAUAAUUAGUAUAUAGGUUGUCAGGAAAUGAUGAGCACUACGACUAGCUAGCCUGCUCGCAUUAAAUGCUGAAGAUAUUAUCUGGAUUAACCUUCUACAUAUAUGUGUAAGUAUCUCCGGUUAUGUGGAGGAGAAUUCGCUAUAAAUACAUGCUUCCUCUAUAAGAUUUAUCACAACUAAAAAACAAAUACUCCGGCUCCAAAGUGAAAAGGAAGAUCAAGUCGAAAAGAAAGCCAGAAGCUCAAGUCUUACAGGGACCACCCAAAAAGAUGGGUCGUCUUGUUCGUGUUUUACGGGGUGAGUGGUCAAAAUCUGAGGAAGGAUUUUGGAGGUUCGACGGUGAUCCUGGAGAUAUGGAACAGUACGUUCUUGUCAAGCAAAACGAACCAAUAAAUUCCUUGAUCGGCCUAGUACGCGAGGAAUUUAUGCUUACCCCACAUACGCCGUUGUUAUUGACUUAUCAGCUUCCGCCAUGGAUGCUCAUGCCUGACGGCCCUAGAGCCGCUCCAUUGAACAUUGUAUGUUCUGGUGACGUUGAAAUGAUGAUGAGUGUCCAUGAGUGGACAAGUGAAGUCAAUCUGUGUGUCACGUACGGUGCAGAAGCCGUCGCAAGAUAUGGUUUCCUCUGCAGGACUCCUUUCAGGUUCGGACAGAGGUCUUACCUAGGCCACGGAGUAAGCGAGGAGCAGAACCUGGCGGCUAUCAAUGGACUAAUAGGGAGGGAUCCUUUCGUAUGCAGCGAGACAGUUAUGCGAGAGAUAUUCAGGGAGGAUGAGAUGGUCAUCUUAUAUCGAGUAUCUUUUGAGGUUGAAAAGGCCCGUAGAAGCCUCGAUUUGAAUGCACACCCACCAUCGGAGGAAGUGGUAGUUGAUAUGAGUAUGAGUGAUGAUGGGGUUGUCCCGGAGGUGGGAAGACGUGGAAAUGCGCAGCAGCAUAUAGGGCGUAGUAAUGAAAUGGAAGGGUUAGAGACCGCUAGGAUCGGAUCUCCAGUGGGUCCUCUUAACCCAUCUCCUAGUAUAUUUCGUCAGGCAUUCGCAGAUGAUGGUUUCCCUAGAGAGCAUCAGACCUAUAUACCUAAUUGGGGAGAGGUUGGAGUUGGUCCUGGGUACUGGGAAAACAUGCUAGGUGAAGGUUACGUUUUGCCAAGCUCAAGUGGUAUGAAUGUCCGUGCAAAUGUCAAUGUUAACAGCGUCGGCGAAGGUCUGAAUAUUUCGGUGGCAUCUCCACCGGCGAGACCCACAUAUAUUGUUGAUAUUGAAGGAUCUUCAACAGGUUCUUCAUCUGAUGCAGCGGUUAACAAAAAUGCAGGUCUGGCACCAAGGGAGUGUGGUGUGAGGGAUACAAACGAAAUGCCAAACGUGCAUAUAAUCGACGAGGACCCUUUACCUGCAUAUGGUCGGGCUGAGCCAGAGAAUAUGGUUUACGAGGUGCCCGUCAUCAACGUUGUUGAAGAUGACACUUCUCGCAUCGACAUCGAAGAUACAAGCUCUGAAAUCGCCGGAGGGAAUGGUGGGUUUGAACCUUUGCCCUAAAGAAAAUGAACUAGAGUCGUGAACUUUUUGUGUGAAAUAUUUGGUUAUGUUUGUUUGUUGUGGUUAAUCGGCGGGGGCGAAAAUUUUUUGGAAGUAAUAUGUAAUCUGGCUUUAAACCAGCGGAACUUAGAAUGUAUAAUUAUGGAAGCAAUAUAUAUAAUGUGAAAUAUUUGCAUCUAAAUAUUUUGACUCGGUUUUUUAAAUUACAAUUUUAUAAGAACAAAGUCGUUUGUAGAAACAAAUAUGUAGAACUGUUAGG
This is a messenger RNA of Brassica napus (rape), 2422 nucleotides long. RefSeq lists its product as uncharacterized. Lineage: Eukaryota; Viridiplantae; Streptophyta; Magnoliopsida; Brassicales; Brassicaceae. Bases 901 to 2163 code for a protein of 420 amino acids. The transcript has 5 exons. The record is from RefSeq and is a predicted model, not a curated record.